CUUCUAUAGUUACCAGCAGUUGCGCGCUCGUCCGAAAGAGUCCGUGCCAGCGUUUACCAGCCCAUUUUUGCUUAGAGGCCACCUGACGCAGAACUGCUUGGGCUUUGAGUAAAGAUAAUAAUUGUCGCGACACUCUUCGUGGCCAGGCAUCGGCGCUCUGAUAUGGCGACACGACAACACGGGUUCAGUGCCUGGCCUUCAUAGGUACCUUGGAAUGCACUGAAGGAUGAGCCAAAGUAUUGACGGGCACCCGUUGGCCGGUAUCGAGAGGUCCUCACACCUUGAGGAGUACAGCCGGACACGGCCAGCCUCAGCUGGAGGCCGCCCACGCAGCCUGCUCAACAAGGUCGCCAAUGCAGCAGCAGCAGCGCAAGUGGAAGAUGAACCGGACCCAGUCGACGCGGAGCCCUGGGUGCUGGAAGGCUGGGGUGAUGGGCCAAGCGUGAGCGAGGCGGCCCAACAAGCCGCACUCAAGCUGGCGCCUCACCUUAAGAAUGUGCCCACAACACUCGUGGGACUCGGUGGUGGACCCGGCGGCGGGCGGCGUGUGCUGAGCGCUGGGCCAGGCGGGCGCAGCAACCAGCUCAAAGCCUCGGAGGCGCGACGUAAACCGCCGAGCGGGGCAAGCCCUCAGACGCAGGGUGACCGCCGGGCGUCUGGUUCGCAGAAUCCCGUGCCUGCCGGUGUUGGUCACGGCGGCACACACGCAACAGCCACGAUUCGCCGUGCUACCGUGCCACCGCCACGCAACUUGGAAGUUGGCGAUGAGAGCGAUGUAGAGCCGUCUAUGCCGGCACCGGCGGCCGCGCGGCCGGUUGCCGGGGCCAGCACUAUGGCCCAGGGACGGCCAGUGGUGGGCGCGGGGCCGAAGCCGACUGGCGCUGCAGUUGGCUCAGUGCGUCAGAUACAGUCUUCUGUAGCGGCACAACUCGUGCAGAACACGUCAGGCGUCGCGUUGAAGCUGGUGGGGAGGCGGGACGUGGCUGGUGCAGUAUCGACACAGCCGGUGGGGACGCCAGCGGGAGCAGGCCUUGGCCCGGCCGCAGCCGCGGCGGCACCUGGCACCGCAUCGCCAAUGUCACCGCGCUACCGCAGCCUGUCAGCGGAAGCCCACCACCACCUUUCACCCAUUGGCAUGGGCUCCUUUGCAUCCAGUGCCGUGGGCGCCAGCGCGACGCCCACACGAGCAACGGCGCUCGGCGCACCUAACACGGCCCAUGGCUCGCCCGGGCCAGCCUCGGCAUCGAACCAUGGGCAUCCGCCCUUGCCGCCGCACGGCCAUCUGGAACCCCUCAGCCCGCUGCAGGGGAAGUACGGCAGCCGGGGCGAUCCGGGGCUAAACAGCGGCGGCUUCCCGCGGCUGCCGUGCUCGUCCUCGUUUACCUCACCGGGCAAGCCGCCGGUCGGCGCCAGCGGCGCGGCCUCCAGCGAGCACGACGACAUGGUCGCGAACCUGGCGCCCAUUGCGCCACCGCCGCCGCAGCUGCCAGGGCUGUUCUUGACGGGGCGCAAGGGGGCAUCCUUCCGCAAUGACGGCUUGGGCUUGUCAGGCUGGGACCCAGAAGCCCCGGCGUUCCAGCAUCCAGGCUCGCCGUCGGCGGCCGGUGGCAGCGGAGGGGGAGGCGCCGGGCAGAACGUGUCGCUGUGGAUUGGGCCGACUGCACCAGGUGCGGGGACGUCGGGGCUGCAGGUGGGCUCACCCGCCGGCAGCGGCCGUGGCACUCCGGCGGGCGGCCCCGGGACGCGGAGGGACCAGCUGGCAGGUAACAGCCGCUUGCACCGCGGCGCGGCGCCCGGGCCUGCUGCUGCGGCGCCUGCGUCUGCACCACUGACGCCUUUGGACCUUGGGUUAGCCCCGGAGCGCUCGUCAGGAGGCGGGGCGGGGGCUCGGACGCGCAUGCCCACCACCGGCCAGUCGCCCUCGCCUGACAUGACGGCAGGCUUUGGGAUAGCAGCGCCGCAGCAAGAUUCGCUGAGCGACUUCGCGGCCAGAAGGCAGGACAUCAGUAGUGCGGGAAGCAACGGCGGCGCGGCGGCUGCGGAGCCGCAGAAGCAGGCGCCGCCACGGGGUGGGACAUACACGGGGCUCUUGCCACCCACAUCCGCUACAAUGCCAAUGCGGGUAACGAGUUUGGGGGUCAAGCCGUCCCCUGUACCACGGCCAUAGCAUGGGCUGUCAGGCGAAGCGUUGGUGGGGUUGAGAAUAGACUCGGGAGGCAUGGCUCACUGAAAUGCGAUGCCAUGGUUGGCAUGCCAAGUACAUAUGUUAAGUAAGACGGGUCUGGUUGUGUCAGUGCUAUUGAGCAGGCCAUGAGCGCAUGGCAGCAUGAGGUCCUCGGCUGGGGGCAUUCAGCGUGGAGGCAAACACCGCUGCGGUGUGCGUAUUGUUAAGCUGCAGGAGUAGGCAAGACCACAAGGAGGAUAGAAUAUUGAAACCAAAUGUCGAAACCGGCCAGUGUCUGGUUUGGGAUGAGCGGGCGAGGACCGCGUCGCGCAGGCAUUACUGACAGCAGUGCGCUUGGCUGCGUGCGCUACAGCUUUAGUGUACAUGUUUUGACA
Messenger RNA from Chlamydomonas reinhardtii, 2559 nucleotides. RefSeq lists its product as uncharacterized. The transcript is spliced from 4 exons. Bases 227 to 2167 code for a protein of 646 amino acids. The record is from RefSeq and is a predicted model, not a curated record. NCBI's taxonomy places the organism in Eukaryota, Viridiplantae, Chlorophyta, Chlorophyceae, Chlamydomonadales, Chlamydomonadaceae.